UUUGACUUGUAUAUAUGCCAGCUAUUUUCUUUUACACAAAAUAAUUUAGCCAUCUAUUAAUGAUGACAGUAUUACCAAGAGAAGUGUUGAAAUGGUUGCAAAGUUUAGAUUUAACACAUUCUGUUAGAAAUACAAGAAGGGACUUUUCUAAUGGAUAUUUAAUUGGUGAGAUAUUUUCAUGGUAUUAUCCGCAAGAGAUUCAAAUGCAUUCAUUUGACAAUGGUACCUCCAUUGAAACAAAGCUUGGAAAUUGGUCAAUUAUAAAAAGGUUUUUUGGACAACAGGAAUUUGCCAUUCCACAAAGUGAAAUUGAAGGUACCAUACAUUGCAAACCAAGGGCUGCUUCGUUGCUUAUUCAAAGGAUAUAUACUAUUCUAACGAAUCGCACGAUAUCAACCUUACCAAGUGAAGGGGAAGUUGAUUUUUCUGACAACGGUUACCAGCAGGGCCUGCCAUUUCACGCGCGCUCAACUGCAACGCAGGCAAUAAAAAAUAACAUUGCUAAUUCGGAGUUUAUUACAGAUCCUGAUAGCAUUAUUUGCAAUCAAAAGGCUCUUGGAAUCAUUCGAGUGCAUAUUCAAAAUCGACAACUUCAAAGGAAGGAAGAUCCUGAGCGGUUUGGUAUUAAACCGAGUAUAUGCGAGCGGAAUCUUCGCAAGUCAGUUGAUGAUGAAGAUUUUCAUUCGUCCAAUAAAAGUUGCAAAGAGAAAGACAUACAAUCUGCAAAGACUAUUCAACCAACGACGAGAGAAAUAUCUGUGAAACAACACGGAGUUGAUAAUUUACUAAAAAACACCGUGAAGUAACUUAAUAAAGUUUAUAAAAUUUUAUAAUCAUAAUAUAUUGUUCCAGCUGGCUGUUAAAUUAAAUUUGUUAAAAAAUUAUCAUUUGAAAAGUUAUUCAAUUCUUUAAGAAUCAAGACGAGUUCAUAAUACUCGCGCACAUUCGUCCGUAUCUGAAAACACACUGGGGGUUCCAAGUUUAAUUAUUAUGAGAUUUAGAUCGAGAUUAUCCUAAGAUUGACACUUAAAAUCAAAAUGAUGUACACUAUCUCUUUCCUCUCCCCAAAUUAAAUAUUAACUCCAUUAAAGUUUAACUAGUUUCAUUUUCUGACAUCCAGAAACACGCAUGUCAUAUACUUCAACGAGAAGCCACAAUAGAAAGAAAUCUAAAUAAGGGAGCGUUCACAUAUUACGUAUUCAAUUUUUGCCUAUUUUUUACUCCUCCCUCCCCCAUGUAUUCAGUCGACCCCCUCCCAAAAUUACGUCAUCAUCUACUUAACACGAUUUGCCAAAAAUCAAAACGUUUCCAGGACCUAAAAGUUGUUAAUUUCCAGUUAAUCAACUAGGCACCUCUUUCCUUGGGAACGAGUUGCUUCCAUUAAUUAGAACGUGAAUUCUAGCAUACUCCUUUCACGUUGGAAUUGACAAAUGUGUUUUGUAAUAUGCAAUCCUUUGCAAUUUUAGAUCCCAUUCACAAAAGUAUCUUCAGAAAAAUUGUACAUAAUAAAGCAAACCUUAAAAAAAUUCAGUCGCACAAUUGUAAAUUUCUUUUAAAUACAUUUCUUCCAGACAUAUUUCAAUCGAAACAUAUGUUCCGCACCUUUUUAUUAAAAUCUUUUAUUUGCCAAAAACAUAUUCCGCAAAAAAAUUAAAAAUAGAAUAAAUAUUUGCAAAUUUGAGUCGAAGUUACUAAUUAUUAUGACGCACUGUUAACAGGUGGGUCCUGCGAAGGAGAUCGCCUAGUGUAAUUAAAACACCUAUUAAAGCCACUAAAUUAUAAAGGUGAUAAAUAUAUGAAAGCAUUUAGUUACAAAAGGUUCAGUCUAAGAAAAAAAAAACAAAAGUCACUUUGAGGUAAUUUAUUCUUCUUAAUUCUUCUGACGAUAUCCAAGUGGAAUAUUCAAUACUUUAUGUACCAAAAAUCUACAAUUUUAUUGUUCUUCAAUUUUAACGAAAUUUCGCAGCGUUUCGCGCACGAGCGUGUAUUAUGCUGCACAUAGAACGCGCAUCACUAAACACAUCAAGAAUUGACUAAAAUGAAUGUAGCGCGUCACGCUCAAGAACGUCGUCAUAUCACAAACAAUAACACAAAAGCACAGCGCGUGAUAUGUCAGCAUGUUGCGCUCAUAUUUUGAACUGCAAUUCACUGCAGCAAUAAUGUAAACAAAAACCCAGAAACAUUUAUCCGCUGCACGCGCGUCGAAAAUAAAAACACCGACAAGAGGCUAACCAUAUUAUCGUAUGGUUAUAUAGCCUCGUUAUCAGAUUUAUUUAACUUCGGUUGAACCUCCGUUACACAAGGCUCUUCAACACUUAUAGCACAAUCAUUUAUUGACGUUUCAGCUUUUACGUCCAUUUUCAUUUCCUUUCUCGCGUUACUUUCAAAAUCGCUGUCUAUACUUCUUUUGACGCCAAUUAUAACAUUUUCAGUUCCUGCGUCCAGUUUCGUAACUGAACCGUCCUCAUUUUUCGUAAUUACUUCUUCUGUAGGCGAUACCGGAAUACUCUGUAGAGUUGCGCUCGAUACGAACGGAAACUCGGGAGAGUUGGGAGCAUCCAGCUCAUCCAAAUUUUCUGUCUCAUUCUUUUGCUGAUCAAUUUUUUCCACGGGUUUUUCUUUGACGGUGUCAGCUUUUGUUACUUUAUUUACUACCAAUUUUUGUUGUUGUUCGUCGUUGGGCGAAGGCGGUUCCUUCUUGAUACUGUCAGCAGGUAUGACUUCUGUAGGUUUAGGCAGAGACAAUUUUGUUAGUGUUGAAGUGACGUUAGUGCUUUCUUUUAAACACUUUUGAGACUCCAAGUUGUUUUCGGGAGCCACGUCGGAAAUUCCGUCAUCUUUACGCGCGUUCAGUUUGGUAUUGACGGGUAUUAUUUGCUGUGUUUCUUCAGGCUCUUCUUUUAUUUCAGGUGGUGGUGAAAACGAAGAGUCAAAUUCCUGCUUUGUAUCAUCGGUAACCGAAGACCUUGGUGUCCUCCUUGGGGUAGUCGAUUGUUCAAACUCAAACUAAACCAUAAAACACAAAAAAUCAAACAAGAUCUAAUCUGGCAUAACAUAAAAGAGCGAAUGUAAUAUUAUUUCAUGCUGAAAUUUAUUUUUAUAUUCGAAAUAAGAAUUUGAGUUGCUUCACUUUUCAACAAACAAUAUGCAUCCUUAUUAAAUAAAUACAAGAAUAAUAAAUAAACAUCCUGGUUUUCCACUUUUUACUUGUGUGCAUCUGUACGCCGUACCACUAUUCGUCCAUACCUAAAAUUCUCCUGUUGAAAGCAACAAUGUCUUGUCACACUGUAGUGCUUGCACGAAAGAUUACACGUCAAAAUAUAUAUUCUAGGUAGCUUUUCAGAUUUUUAAUUUGGAUAGAAAAAUGGAUCCGUACAACGUUUAAAUACACAAACUUUCUUAGGUUGACUUGAAUGCGCUGCAACUUUUUAAAUAGUUUGAGAUGACUGUGCAACUGCUUUUAUGGACUCAAAAUUAGUAAAGACAUGGUGUAUUUCCAGAUAAUGGAGGUCAAGAUGGAGCGACAUUGACCGACGGCGCAUACUCGGUACAGGGUCAAUUUUGAAACAUUUAGUCAAGGUUCUAGGAAAGAGGGCAAAAUUUGAUUGAUUAAAAGUUACCCCUUAGACAUCUUGGAAAAGAAUCUGUUGUUCGGUUACUACUUUUACUUCAAUAUAUCUCAAAAAUUUGAGGCAUCUAUAUAUAUUU
Messenger RNA from Hydractinia symbiolongicarpus, 3708 nucleotides. Its product is annotated as spermatogenesis-associated protein 4-like. Gene Ontology annotation, molecular function: microtubule binding. The transcript has 8 exons. Gene Ontology annotation, cellular component: axoneme. Lineage: Eukaryota; Metazoa; Cnidaria; Hydrozoa; Anthoathecata; Hydractiniidae. The record is from RefSeq and is a predicted model, not a curated record. The coding region runs from base 60 to 806 and encodes 248 amino acids. Gene Ontology annotation, biological process: regulation of cytoskeleton organization.